AUGAGCACUUCACUUUUGUUUGAUGAAGCGACAUAUGAGAAACUUCCUGAAGUCAAAAAGCCUGUUUAUGUAUUUGACUGGUUGUGUUCACUCGAAAAAAGACUGUUGGUGGAGAACAAACAAGUAAUCAAGGAAUGUCAGGAAGAUCUGGUACAACAGCUGUUGUCCCACCUAACACAUGCUCCUGGCCGUCCAACACACAAGCUAUUGGGUCGUUGUUUUGCAAAUCUGUUUCUAGUAGGUGAUUCGCUCCUGCUUUACACAGCUGUCAACACAUGUAACGGACUUCUUAAAUGUCGUGAUGAUGGUCCUACUAGUAUCAAUAGUCGUCUAGCAGCACUAAGCUGCCUUGGAGCUAUAUAUAAACGCCUUGGACGUAUGAUAGGUCGCUCAUUUGAAGAUAGUGUUAUCAUAAUGGUGAAGCUGAUCAAACAGUCUGAGUCCCAAGUUCGCUGUGAAACUAUGAAUACAAUAUGCAAUCUAAUUGAAGGUGUCGGUUCAGCUAGUGCUGUAUGCCACAAAGAGAUAUACAAAGCAGCGAAGAUAUGUAUGACAGAUCGAGUACUUUAUGUGCGUGUUGCAGCAGCUAAAUGUUUAUACUUCCUGGUUGAUCAUUCAAAUUCAAUUCACACCAGUGAAUUAGAAGCAACUGUUAGUCUAUGCCUUCGAUGUUUGGAUGGAGCUAAUUAUGCAACUCGAAUUGAAGCUUCACGCACGCUUGGACAUUUGUUGGCGAAAACUCAACGUAAAAAAGGGAUUGAUCAAGGAUCUGAUGCGAAUAGUAGUGGUCCUGUUGGAACAUCUGGUAAUUCACGUGGGAAAACUGUCACACUAUCAGAUGCAUUAUCCUUAUUAUCUUCAGGAUUUUUGAAAGGUCCAGGCGGAUUUCUAAAGGCUACCAGUGCUACUGAUAUGAUUAAAGGUACUAGUCCAGUUAAUCGAGAAGUUCGUGUUGGUGUAACAUAUGCUUAUAUUGAAUUUAUUGUUGAAAUGGGACCGCAAUGGUUUGAAUCAAACUUAUCAACUAUACUAACACAUAUAGUCAAUCUUUUACUAAUCCCACGAGCUACACCGACACAUGUUGAAGCAAUCUGUGCACGAAAGUGUAUACAAUAUUUAUUGGGUACUGUAUUUCGACAUUUACUAUCUGAAUCUAUUCAGUUAGUUGCAGCCAAUGAAAUAAUAAAGAUAUUAACUUAUCAUCUACAAUCUUUACAAAAUCUUCAUACCAAUGAAUAUUCAAUAAACAAUAGUAGUGAUGUAUUUCAACAAAUAUUCUCUUCAUCUAUCUCCUCAUCGUCUUCAACACUUACUGCUAUUGGUGGUAAUUAUACUAGCAGUAAUAAUAGUAGUAGUAGUAAUAAUAAUACUAUGAAUGAAUCUCCAAAUGCUGUAAUGAAUGAUAUUUUCAAUGAAACUCUAUCAGGCAAUAAUAGUUUUGAUGAAGUGAAUGGUGAUAAUCAAAUUACUCCUACUACUUACAAUUUGGAUAAUAUAACAGAAAUAGAUAAUGGGAAUAUCAUUAAAAAAGCUUUUGGACGUCAAAUUUCUAUGACAACAAUUACAACUGCUACUACUACUCCUACUCCUUCUGCUCCUCCUACUAGUAGUGGUGGUAACAGCAGUUCACGUUCAAAUAGGGAACAACAGCAUCAACAUUUAGUUAUUUGUUUAUUAGAUAUAAUUAAUCAGUUAAUACGUUGGUUAGAUUCAUUAGUUGUUCAACUUUUAGAUCAACCUACUCAAUUAGUUGAUGUACUCUGCACAUGUUUGAUGCAUCCAAUACAAGCUGUUCGCCUUGCAGCUGCAUCAUGUUUAAGACAACUAGUUAUUGUUUUACCAAGUCAACGUAUCCCAUUACUGAAUCGUUUUUUAUCAUACUUACAACAAUCGCAUAGAUAUAAUGCAGAUACACUUUUAGGUGUAACUUUCGGUAUCACUGGACUUUUAGCUGGAGUUAACUACUCUAUACUCGGUUUAUCAAAUAAUAUACCUAAACAGAUGUUUAGCCUAGCUGAGGAACUUUUACGUGAAGCCAACCAGAAUAGUCGAUUUACUUUAGCUCGUACACAAAGUGGUUGGAAUUUGUUAGCUGCAUGCAUAACUCUUGGACCAAAUAUUGUUAAACCACACUUAGCUCGAAUCUUCUUAUUUUGGCGUAAUGCAUUCCCGCGUAGUCUACGUGAAUUAGAAGCUGAGAAACAACGUGGUGAUGCUUUCACUUGGCAGGUUAUGCUUGAAUCAAGAUCUGGUGCAUUAUGUUCAAUACAAAGUUUUUUAGAAUAUUGUUCACCAUAUUUACUUACAGAAGAUAUAAUUCAUCGUUUAUUACCACUUAUUGAAUGUGGAUUAAAUAUGCUAUCACAAAUGAAUGAUAUUGUUCGUAUAUAUGGGAAUCAUUUAAAGUUAACAGCUGGUUUUAUACGUCUUCGAUUAUAUCGAAUUUUACUUUUAUUACCACCAACAGCUUAUACUACAUUCGUUCAUCAUUUAUGGCAGACAAGUCCUAAUCAACAAGGUUCUUAUAGUACAAUAUUACGUGAAUUAGUUGCUGAAUUUACGCUAACCGAUAAUAUGGCGAAUACAACAACCUCUUUAUUCAAAUCAUUAUGUCGUUCUGAAGACAGUGUAACUUUGAGUUCAUGUUCACAAGAUACUGAUCAAAGAUUGUUAGAAGAACAGUUACAACCUGCCAUUUUGAACAAUGCUCCCGGUUCACUGGAACAUGAUCCCGCUUACUUGUAUCUACGAGAUGGUGUUGCCAAUGUACUAAAUACUGAUGUUACACUGAUCAAUCUAACGAAUGGAGAUGAGAAUGGUGAGAAUAUAGCACUAACUGCUGGAACAUUAUUUCAUGGUCCAUCAAAUGUUUUUUCAACUAGUGGAAUAUUUUCUACUACUAAAUUUUACAAUACUAAUUCUACCUCUAGUAAUAAUAAUAAUCAUAAUAAUAAUAAUAAUACUAUUCUAUUAUUAGGAAAUAAUAAUCCUAAUAAUUUCUCUAAUGUUACACUAUCAUGUGAACUAAUUCAGAUAACUGGACCUAUGCCAAUCAAUAUUGCUGUAAUAGAUGCAUCAAUUGAAUUAUUCGGUAAAUUAUUUGCUUGUGUUUCUCUACGUCAUUGUACUCAAAUGUUAGAACAUUUUACUGAAUGUAUUCGUUUAACUAAAUCAAUUCGUCAAGAAGCUGUACAAAUCAAUGUAUUCGCUGCUUUAUUAAAUGCAUUACGAUAUUUAACUGAAAUUAAAUCAUCAUUUGGAGAUGAUUUAACACUUAGAAAAGCUGCUACAAAUCUAAUCUUUUCUAGAUUAUACGGUUAUCCGUAUAGUCAAAAUUCAACACUGAUCAAUGAAUUACAAAGGAGUAUUAUUUAUGAUGCUACUCUAACCAGUCCUAGUGUUCUACUACGUUGUGUUGCUGGUGAAUGUUUAGGUAGACUUGUUCAAGUUGUUGGUGAAUCAAAUUUUUUAGCAGAAUUAGCUCAACAAAUAUUUGAACGUUUACGUACAGUUCGAAAUCCUAUUGCAAGAGCUGGUCAUUGUUUAGCCAUUGGUUGUUUACAUCGUUAUGUUGGUGGUUUAGCAUCUGGACAACAUUUAAGUUCAAGUGUUGGUGUAUUGUUAGCUAUAGCUCAAGAUUCUAGUGUACCUGAAGUUCAAGUAUGGGCGUUACAUGCUCUUGCAUUAGUUGCUGAUUCAGGUGGUCCAAUAUUUAGACAAUAUGUUGAACCAAGCUUAAGUUUAGUAUUGCAACUGUUAUUGAAAGCACCGAGUGCUAUGCAUGAAAUUCAAAGGGGUCUUGGACGUUUAUUUGCUGCCUUGAUUACUACCCUGGGACCUGAAUUACGUGGUACAAGUACCUCUAUAGCAUCUAUUCGACAUUCAUGCUUACUAUGUUGUAUGAUUAUGCGUGAUUCAUCGGAUUCAUUACUACAAGCUGAAGGGAUAGCCUGUUUACAACAACUGCAUAUGUUUGCUCCAAUGCAUGUUAAAUUAGCUGGUCUAGUCCCUGAAUUACAGGCAAAUUUAACCAGCUUUGAUUUAGUCCUAAGACGUGCAGCACUCUCAUGUUUAAGACAAUUAAGCCAAAAAGAGACUAUGGAUCUAUAUGGAUUUGUAACACAAUCAGAUGAAACAACUACUCCUAUUCUUACCUCAUUGUCAACAUUAUCAAAUAACGCAAAUAAUAAUAAUAAUAAUAAUAAUAAUAAUAAUAAUAAUAGUCGUCAUGGACAUUUUUCAACGUCUACUUUUACUACAAAAUUAGAAUCACAAUUAUUCAGUUUACUUAAUGUUGAAAUGGACUAUCAACUACGUCGUGAUAUUGAAGAUACAUUGAUUGGAAUGUUGCAUGCAACUGGUACAUUACACUUGACUCAUUGGUUUUCAAUACUCAAAGAAGUGUUACAGGUCUCCACUGCACUGAAAACUGACAUGAUCAGUAAUGAUAACUCCAAUAGCAAUAAUGCUGCCAUCGUUACAACAAAUUUUGGCCAAAAGUCAUUGGAUCUAAAUAGUAAUGGCUAUCCUUCACGGAUUAGUGGUGUAGAUUCAUUGAAUAACCCUGGACAAAGUGGUAAUAUAGCAGAAACGAGUGGUGUUGACACAGAAUAUGCUGAAGAGGAUGAAGAUGUCGAUGUAAACUUUAAACCAAAACAAUCAAGCCAAGAAAUUAAUCAGUUGUUCAGUGUUAAAAUUAAUGCCAGAUGUUCAACACGAAUAUUUGCUAUCAAUUGUUUACGUGUGCUUAUAUCCAGUUGUGCUAAACUUUGUAAUAAUUCAGCCUUGAUAAAUGCCAAUGAUAAUAAUACUGAAGAAGAUAUGAUUAUCAAUUCAAAUUCAUUAGCUCACUUUGAUUUAGCUAAAGCUAGAAUUCUACACUGUCAGACAGGCAAAUCGGAUUGGCUUAUUCUUUAUUUAUCCGAUUUAAUACGUAUAGCGUUUAUGUCAGCUACUUCAGAAAGUGAUCGAUUACGUAUUACAGGCUUAAAAUUAAUGCAAGAUGUUGUACAGAGAUUCUCUUCAGUACCAGAUCCUGAUUUCCCAGACCAUGUUAUUCUGGAACAGUACCAAGCUCAAGUCUCUGCUGCAUUACGACCUGCAUUUAUGUAUACUUCAUCAUCAGAUUUAUAUGAAAGCGGUAUGAUUAUAGAACCAUCCACUGGAAAUAUUUCCACAUCAUCUAUUAUCUUUCAGCCUAACCCUGAAUUAAUGAAUAUAGCUUGCCAAGUUUGUAGUAAAUGGAUUACUUCAGGAGUUGGUCGUGAUCCAGAAGAUUUACGUCGUGUACAAGAUCUUUUAAAGCAAGCAUUCAAUAAAUUAACAUUGAAUACUACCAAUGAAAAUCAUUCAUCUGAUACUUCAAUAUCAAUUCAACGUACAGAAUCAUCUCAAUGGAUAUCUGAAAAUUCGAAAAUUGUUGAAAGACUUUCUAUUCUAGCUGCUUGGGCUGAAAUUUAUAUUGUAACAACUGAACAAGCCAUAAAAUGGGGAAGCAAAUUAAACCGAAAACAACAGUUCGAGUCUAGUCAAUCACAACGGUUAGAUGAUGAACAACCAAUCGAUGAAUCAGAUGAUAUGAUAAAUAAUACUCAAACUGAUGAAGAAUUCGACUAUAGUACACUUAUAAAAGGCAUAUCACUCGAAGAUUUAUUAUCUACUGAUUUUAAAUCGGAUCAGCUUCAUCUUGGUUCUUUGACAAAACGAAGAACAACUACAAAUAAGCCAAUUCAACGUUUAUUAGUGAAAUGGAUUCAGCCUAUUCUGCCUAGUUUAAGUCAAGCUUGGUUGGAUGCAUUAAAAGAUUAUGCGUGUAUGAAUUUACCUGAGAAUUUGUCAAGUCAACAAGUAGUUGAUACCAAAAAUUCAACAACAUCAUCCAAUGUGAACAACAACAACACUAACUACAAUCUUGAUCAGAUUCGUGUAUAUUAUGCACGUUAUUGGCCGUGUAUGACAUAUGCUCUUUCUUUAUGGCUGUCAACUAGUGAGGUGACGGCGACACCGACAACUAUGGCGGCAUCAUCAUUUACUGAUGAAGACAAGGUGAACACAAAUGUAAAGGGUAGUAUGCUGUCGAAAUCAGCACGUCAAUUCUUUUUGAUUUUAGGAAUGUGCGUUGAAGCUAUGUGUAAUACUACAUCGAAACAACCAAUAUCAAUUAUUCAUACAUGUCUACGUUGUAUUCUAUGCCUGUUAAGUAGAUCAAAGUUUCGUGCUUAUCUUAUGCAAUCAUCAACAGAGAUAUCUAUUGAACUCUUACUAGUAAUACAUAGACUCUUACUUACACGUGAAUGUAUUGAAACACAUUUGUUGUGCUUAGCCAAUGUAAUUCAUAUACUGAUUGCAGCCAAUGAACGCUUGACUAAAGAACGUGAUGAUUGGUUAACUAAAGAAUCCUCACAGAACGAUGUCAUAAAUAAUCUGCUUAUUUCACCGGAACUAAAAACUUUUCGAAAGAAUUGUAUGACAUCAAGUAUAAUGUUACAGACAACAGGUUUAAUUGAUGCUCAAAUGUAUGAACAUGGUGAAGGUGGAUAUUUAGCUAGAUUUUUCGAUUCUCACACUACUGAUCAUGAUGAACAGGACAAUAAUAACAACAAUAACGUUAAGGAUAAUAAUAUUACCGCUUUUGAUAGUCAAACAAAUCUGUGUAAUAAAUAUGGAAAAAUAUUUGCUGGACUACACCCUGAACGAUCAAUUGUGUUCACUUGUCUAGAAAUUGUUGUGUGUAUAGUGGCACGUUAUCGACCACAAGUUAUUAAACAUCUACGUACUUUAAAUACAGACAAUACUGAGGAUAAAAAUCAUAAUAUUAUUCCAGAGACAGUGUGUGCCUCUAACUUCAAUGCACCGUGUGUUCUAGCUGCAGCUUUAAAGUGUCUACUUCCAUUGAUUGAUUUAUGCGCACCAAAAACUCUUCUAAGUACACUUAGACUUGGUAAACAAAAUCAAAAUAUGCAAUCCAAUCGUUAUAUACAUGAAGAAAGUCAAGCCAAUAGUCAACAAACAUCACCAUCUUAUCAAUAUGAAUGUUUAUUACCGAUUCUCUUAGAUCUGGCUAGUGAAAUAGCAAAGGAUGUUUUAUUGAAACAAUAUUCAAAUGAAUUUCAAGUGAAUAGAUCAAAUGAAGGCAACCGUAAUCUAGGGAUAUUCAAGUCAUAUAAUUUAUCUUUAUCUCAAUCAUCGAAUUCCUUUACUUCAUAUUUAAUUGAUGAUGAUGAGACAGAGAUUUCAUCGACAACUACUAAUUUAUCUGUAUGUAUAAAUGAUAUUGAACAACGAUAUCAACGUAGACAUAGAUAUCAUUGUUAUAUAAGCGAUAUAAUUGGUUGGAAUGAAGAAUUAUUUCAAUUAGCUGAAGUGUAUAUAACAUUAAUGAAUAAAUUAACUACACAUCAUUAUCCUACCUUAUCAAUAGUAAAAGUUGAAACUAAUGCUACUGUCACCUCUACUGGUUCUUCACAUCAUCAAGAUAUCGCUAUAACUACUAACUCAUCAACAAUUCUAUCUUCACAGACUACUCAAAUUCAACCUGAUAGUAGUAGUAUUAUAAAUAAAGAAGAAGAAAUUUCUAAUUCAAACAAUAAUAAUAAUAAUGAUAUUCAUUCUUUGUCUAUGAAUACUGGAAAGCAUAAUAAUUCAGUGGUAAAUGCUUAUAACGAAUGGUAUAAUUUAAUUUCAAGGAAUAUGUUAUCAAUUCUUCUUCAACAUGAACAUUAUAAUGAUAUAGAGGUUGAUACUCAUUCAUUGCGUAAAUGCUGUUUAAUAUCAGCUUAUCUAGUGAGUCGUAUAUGUAAAAGUUGUCCUUUACAAAUAUUUCAAUCUUCUGAUUUAGUGAAUACUCUAUCCAGUCUACUUUGUCAUGGUUGGUGUUUAUCACAAUUUCAACAGAAUUCUCAAACAAAUACUGAAAUGAAUGAAAAUGUUAAUUCAAUUGAAUAUAAUAUAUUCAGUUUGUUAAAUUCAAAAAUCCUACAAAAUCGUAUUAUAUGCCUAGGAGCAUUUGAAUCAUUGUGCAGUCAUCAUGAGCCGUCAAUUAGUGCAUUGUUUAUAAAAAUACUAACUCCUCAAGUAUUUCGUUGGUUAUAUGACUUGACUAAUAUUGUUGAAUUGUACUCUUCAAGACAACAACACAAAUUGGAUAUAUCUUCUUGUGAUACAUUGAAUAAUGAAAUCAAUUUGAAUGAAUUUAUAUUUGUUUAA
This is a messenger RNA of Heterobilharzia americana, 8205 nucleotides long. Lineage: Eukaryota; Metazoa; Platyhelminthes; Trematoda; Strigeidida; Schistosomatidae. The record is from the annotation of a GenBank genome assembly.